Molecule: messenger RNA, 276 nt
Organism: Anisakis simplex (herring worm)
Lineage: Eukaryota; Metazoa; Nematoda; Chromadorea; Rhabditida; Anisakidae
Source: the annotation of a GenBank genome assembly
AUGCCCAUCGAAGAUACAAUUGCAGCGCUGAGCGUUGCAGGCGAUCGUCGUAUCCGGGUGCAUACAAUGUGUAUACCUCUCACGACAAAUCUGCAAACACUUUACGACGCUCUUGAUGCACAGUGUGCCUUUAUGCUGCUAUCCAAAAUUGGUACUCAUAUUUAUUUGAUUCUUGAUUUCAGCACUUCAUCCUCACCUACUUCUCUUUUCACUACACUGUCAAAUGUGCUAAAUCCGACAAGGAGCGAAGUUAUGAGCCCACUCUUGAUUUGUUAA